CGAAUAUCUAGAUUAAAAAGUCUUAAAACGUUAGAUAUCUACGUCAACAUUAUUAUCUUGUUUAUUUUAUUAAUUUUUUUUUUGGCGAUUGAAAAGAUUGAUACAUAUGCACAGCGAUCAAAGCAGGAGAUUUAUUGUCAUACUUAAGUUCUUUGGGUCAUAAGUUUGUACUCAUCAAAUUUGUUAUGUGUGUCAUGUUUUCGAAGGAAGUAAUUUUAAACUCUUUGGUGCUAAUUUGUAUGUGUUAUUAAUUAGAUACAUCAGAGUGUUACCUAUUCAUUCAAACUUGGAUAUGGUUGCUAACAAUUUUGAAAUUCAAAUAAAAAAUUUUAAUGACUAUGAUUGUGUUAAUUACAGACUUGUUUUGUUUCAAGGCACCAUUCGUUUGAAUAGUAGUGAUUGCAAUGAAAUUAAUGGCAAUGUGUUAUGCUGUUCCAAUGGGACCAUAGUGAAAUGGCCAGUUUCUAAUGGGCUAUUUAAGUGCUUAGCCCAACUGAUCCCAGGUUUGAAUGAGGUUAAAUUGACCUAUGAGGGUGUUGUAAAGACACUUCUUGUCAAUUUUGAGGUGCAUGAAACCGACCAGUUUGUGGUUCCUGUUUAUUUCAUUCCAAAAGACCAUGAUGGGCGCUUUCAAUCACCCCAAGGUGUUGAUAACAAUGAAGAAAGUGCAAUUGCUAGAAUUGGGUUUGGUAUGUUAAUGAUUCAGAGUUUGUUUGCGGAAAUAAUAGGUGAAAGAAAUUUUCCCAGAAAGUCAUUUCAGUUAGAAAAAGAUUUGUUUCCGAAGGCUCCACCAUGUAGAUUGUUUAAAAGCUCUUUAAGUGUUGAUGAAGUUGUGAAGAUGAGUGAUGAAGAACUGUGGGAGGAAGUUGGACGUGAACUAAUGCUGUCUAAUCUUGGAAGUGAAAAAAAGAAAUUUGUGUGUUUCAUAUCUUGUACACUAUGGAAUGGACAUACUGUAUUGGCUAAUCCAGCUCUUGGUGGAGGAGGUCUUGCUCUCCUCGGAUCUGGAUCACUUCAUACUUGGCCAACUUCCCUGACCGAAACUGUAUCUUCUUUAACUAAUGACAAGAAAUUGGAGCCAUAUCUUCUUGACAACAGUUGUUUCAGAGGAACAUAUUGUGGUGCAUUCGCUACCAGCCUUGGCUCAACAGCUCAUGAGAUGGGGCAUAUUUUUAAUCUUGGGCACACAAGGAGUGGCCUUAUGUCUCGUGGUUUUGAUAACGCCCAUCUUCUCUUCAUACAAGCUUCUAGUGGAAAAGACAAUGGAGGAGACGAGCUAGUACCAUGCCUUAUUGAAGGGAAGCAAAUACUGAAGCCAACUGCUAUCCACCAGAUUAGACCUCAAGAGGCUCACCUAACAUUUCUGGAAUCAGGCUGUGCAGGUAUUCUCGCUUAUCAUUGCUGGUUUAAUCCAACAUCUCAAGCUUUUCCAAUCCGGUACAACAAGUUACGGCACAUUGUAGAAAGUGAAGGGGCCAGCUUAAAGGUAGUUCAAGUACGAGGUGAGCAAGGAGCUGUUCGCCGCAGCUGGGAACUCCGAGGCUCUGGCAAGCAGCUUGUCGUACCAUCAGGACAUGAAGGUGCUACUCUCAUCGCCAUUAAUUCUUCUGGAACAAUACUGAUUGAAGUACUCUAGAUUGCUAAGAUAUACUUUAUACUAUUAGCUUGAAAUCUGAAGGUAAGUGCAAUGUAUAUUUCAUAGAUUAUGUCUAGAACUAGCAAUAUCGUCACUAGACUGACCUAAUAAUAGUACUUUUAAUUAUUUUAUGUUUUAAUGAUUGUGAUAAUAAUGUAAUUUAUUAAUGCCACUUAUAAAUGUAAUAAGCUGUAUUAUAGUUUCUGUUUGGUUAAUAUUACUGUUUACAUUUGGAAAUUUUUAUUUAAUAUAAAUUAUACUUUCACGUUAUGUACUGAAACAAUACUGAAUAGGCUGUCACUUAGUUACUGUGAUAUUAAGACUUAGGAACAUUAAUUUAUAUAGUAUUUAAUGUUUAUUAAUAUAACUAUCAUAACAACAAAUUCAAAUUGGAAAAAAAAGAAUCAUUUUCAAUGUUAAUUUGUUCAAUGUUUCAAUCAUUUAAUCUGAGGAAAAUCGAGAGAGGACUUUCGACAGGAGCAGAAGGUAAAGAAAUUGGUGUGCUCCUUGGACCGGGCUGCUUAUCUGGUGCAGCCAGAGACCUGUUGCCCCCCACCACGCCAGCCAUGAUAUCUCCAGCAAGGUCAGUGUCAUCUAAGCAGUACUACGUAAUCAAUCUCGCUAUCAUCGAAGGAGCCCAACCUACUUUGUUGUCGAUUGAAUUUUUUUUUUUUUUUUUUUUUUUUUUUUUUAU
Molecule: messenger RNA, 2330 nt
Organism: Nezara viridula (southern green stink bug)
Lineage: Eukaryota; Metazoa; Arthropoda; Insecta; Hemiptera; Pentatomidae
Source: the annotation of a GenBank genome assembly